Messenger RNA from Monoraphidium neglectum, 858 nucleotides. Its product is annotated as F-box protein. Gene Ontology annotation, molecular function: cis-regulatory region sequence-specific DNA binding; protein binding. The transcript has 7 exons. Bases 1 to 858 code for a protein of 285 amino acids. Lineage: Eukaryota; Viridiplantae; Chlorophyta; Chlorophyceae; Sphaeropleales; Selenastraceae. The record is from RefSeq and is a predicted model, not a curated record. Gene Ontology annotation, cellular component: nucleus.
AUGGCGUGCCCGCCGCACCCCUACGGCAUCAAGCCUAACGGCCAGGCCUUCCUCGAGGCGUGCGGCGACGCGCGCGGGCCGGGGCUCGGCCACAUGGGCGCGCUGCCCGAUGAGGUGCUGCUCCAGCUGCUGUACCUGCUGCCCGCAUCCGACCUCCAGCGGCUCGGCAUGGCCAGCAGGGCGCUGUACGCGUACUGCCACUUCGACGAGCUGUGGAAGGCGCUACUGCUCGAGCGGCGGUACGUCGCCGGCAGCCAUCGGGCGCUGGCGGUACGGGGGCUGUACUCGGACCUGCUGUACCGCCCCUGGCUGUGCGCGACCGCCGAGCUGCUGCCGGAGUGGUUGGAGGUCGAAAAUGUCGACAGGCGCGCUGACCUGUCGCUCGAGGAGUUCAGGGAGCGGUACGAGGCCCCCAACCGCCCCGUCAUCAUAACCGACGCCGCGGGCCGCUGGCCGGCCGUGAAAAAGUGGACGCGGCAGCACCUGCUGCAGGCCUUCGCCGGUCGCGAGGUGAUUGUGGGCAACGCGGCGAUGCGGCUGGCGCCGUACUUGGCUUAUGCAGACAACAACACGGAUGAGAUGCCGCUCUACAUGUUCGACAAGGCCUUCGCCCUCGCCGCCCCCCAGCUGGCGCGCGACUACUCGGUACCUUCCUAUUUCUCUGAUGACCUCUUUGAGCUCUUAGGAGAGGAGGGGCGCCCCGACUACCGCUGGCUCAUCAUAGGGCCGCGGCGCAGCGGCAGCUCAUUCCACGUGGACCCCAACGCCACGAGCGCCUGGAACGCAGUUAUCACCGGCGCCAAAAAGUGGAUCCUUUACCCGCCAGGCUGCACGCCGCCCGGCGUCCACGUCAGGUGA